UCGGCCAGGAUCCCGCAGGCCACACAGCGCAUCCCGGCUCCGCGCCGGUGCCUCCGCCGUCCGGUCCCCUUGCAAGCGCUGCACGGUUCCUGGCGCGUCCCCGCGGCCUCGGCCGGGCGCUUCGCCGGGCUCCGGCUCCUGCAUCCGGACGCAGCGCGCAGGCCGAGGCGCGGGCAGGCCGCCCCCGCCGCUCGCGAAGCUGACGAUGAGCAGCCAUGGCAACAGCCUGUUCCUGCGGGAGAGUGGCCAGCGCCUGGGCCGGGUGGGCUGCCUGCAGCGGCUGCAGGAGAGUCUGCAGCAGAGAGCGCUGCGCAUGCGCCUGCGACUGCAAACCAUGACCCGCGAGCACGUGCUGCGCUUCCUGCGCCGGAAUGCCUUCAUCCUGCUAACCGUCAGUGCUGUGGUCAUCGGGGUCAGCCUGGCCUUUGCCCUGCGCCCAUAUCAGCUCACCUACCGCCAGAUCAAGUACUUCUCUUUUCCUGGAGAGCUUCUCAUGAGGAUGCUGCAGAUGCUGGUGCUGCCUCUCAUUGUCUCCAGCCUGGUCACAGGUAUGGCAUCUCUGGACAACAAGGCUACGGGACGGAUGGGGAUGCGUGCAGCAGUGUACUACAUGGUGACCACUAUCAUCGCAGUCUUCAUCGGCAUCCUUAUGGUCACCAUCAUCCACCCUGGGAAAGGCUCCAAGGAGGGGCUGCACCGAGAGGGCCGGAUCGAGACCAUCCCCACAGCUGAUGCCUUUAUGGACCUAAUCAGAAAUAUGUUUCCACCCAACCUUGUGGAGGCCUGCUUCAAACAGUUCAAGACGCAGUACAGCACAAGGGUGGUAACCAGGACCAUCGUGAGGACCGAGAAUGGGUCUGAGCUGGGAACCUCCAUGCCUCCUCCAUUCUCUAUGGAGAAUGGAACCAGCUUCCUGGAAAAUGUCACUCGGGCGUUGGGCACCUUGCAAGAGGUGCUAAGCUUUGAAGAGACCGUGCCUGUACCUGGCUCAGCCAAUGGCAUUAAUGCCCUGGGCCUUGUGGUUUUCUCUGUGGCCUUUGGGCUGGUCAUCGGUGGCAUGAAACACAAGGGCCGGGUCCUGAGGGAUUUCUUCGACAGCCUCAAUGAGGCUAUUAUGAGGCUGGUGGGCAUCAUUAUCUGGUACGCGCCUGUGGGCAUCCUGUUCCUGAUUGCUGGGAAGAUUCUGGAGAUGGAAGACAUGGCUGUCCUGGGAGGUCAGCUGGGCAUGUACACCCUGACUGUCAUCGUGGGCUUGUUCCUCCAUGCUGGUGGCAUCCUUCCUCUCAUCUACUUCCUCGUCACUCACCGGAACCCCUUUCCCUUCAUUGGGGGCAUGCUGCAGGCCCUUAUCACCGCCAUGGGCACAUCUUCCAGCUCUGCAACACUGCCCAUCACCUUUCGCUGCCUGGAGGAGGGCUUGGGUGUGGACCGCCGCAUCACCAGGUUCGUGCUGCCCGUGGGGGCUACAGUCAACAUGGAUGGGACUGCCCUCUACGAGGCCCUGGCUGCCAUCUUCAUUGCUCAAGUCAACAACUACGAGCUCAACUUGGGCCAGAUCACAACGAUCAGCAUCACAGCCACAGCGGCCAGUGUCGGGGCAGCUGGCAUCCCCCAGGCGGGCCUGGUCACCAUGGUCAUUGUUCUCACAUCAGUUGGCUUGCCCACUGAAGACAUCACACUCAUCAUAGCUGUGGAUUGGUUCCUUGACCGGCUUCGCACAAUGACCAAUGUGCUGGGGGAUUCGAUCGGGGCGGCUGUCAUUGAGCAUUUGUCUCAGCGGGAGCUGGAGCUGCAGGAGGCUGAGCUCACCCUCCCCAGCCUGGGGAAGCCCUACAAGUCACUCAUGGCCCAAGAGAAGGGGGCGUCCAGGGGUCGGGGAGGCAACGAGAGUGCCAUGUGAGGGUGCUCCCAGCCCUGCCACCCAGAAAGGAGGGAAGGGGGCUGGGAGAGGAGUCCUGGGGACAAUCUGAUGCCCAAGUGACUGUGGGCUGAACAUAACAUGUUCUGCUUAGCUUGUUUAGGGGGAGGAAACCAAAAUAAAGGAGCAGGAAUGAAAGGUA
This is a messenger RNA of Otolemur garnettii (small-eared galago), 2060 nucleotides long. It is a transcript of the gene SLC1A6, whose product is annotated as solute carrier family 1 member 6. Gene Ontology annotation, cellular component: plasma membrane. Bases 206 to 1900 code for a protein of 564 amino acids. Gene Ontology annotation, molecular function: neutral L-amino acid transmembrane transporter activity; L-glutamate transmembrane transporter activity; glutamate:sodium symporter activity. The transcript has 10 exons. Lineage: Eukaryota; Metazoa; Chordata; Mammalia; Primates; Galagidae. Gene Ontology annotation, biological process: L-glutamate transmembrane transport. The record is from RefSeq and is a predicted model, not a curated record.